GACAGUAAGUAAUUCUCAAAUUUUAUCUUGUUUUCUUGUUGUUAAGAUUUAAAAAAUUAUUUUCUUAUUUUUCCCGCUCGUUAUUAAUUAUAUUUCAACAGUACUUAAUAGACAAUGCAAAACUUCGGAGGGAGCAAUUGUGCCGCCAAUAAUUUUUCCCCUCUGCAUUAAUGAUUCUAUUAUGCAUAAUUUGCAUUGUUUUUUAAGUCAUUUAAACUGUUGAAGUAGCAGCUACGACGUUUAGUUGCUGUUUUCUACUGUUUAUUAGUAAAUCCAAGAAAAAAUGUAACAGAAACCGAACUUUAAGAAAGAAAGAAAUAUUUCAAAAAAUCUGAUGUUUCUAUCUUAUAUCCGUGAUGAAGUGAAUUACUUUAACUGCUGAUUGGUUGAUAUCGAUUCUGUAAUGACAUACUACACUUAUACAGAGCCAAAGAUAACUUCGAUCAUGACCCGCCAAUGACAGCUGCAGUUGUCGAAAUGUAGCCUAAAAUAAAUUUGCUUGUUCAUGACAUGAUAAUAUCUAUAUUAUUCAAUGACAAUUCUAUGACUAAUGAUCCUUGACCAAGGCAACUCCGAGCGUUUGUUUAUACGUGUAAUAACGUAAACGUCAUUCUUGCACGCUAAGGGUAAAAAGGUUUAUCACACGUUCCUUACAGUACGGGACUAAAUCCUCAGAUACUUUUUUAAGGUAGAUUUAUUAUCAGCUGAAAAGUGAACUGUCGCUCACUGUAUGAGUCAAUUAAAGUUCAGGAGUCGCCAUUUUUCACAGUGUUACAGCGGAAAGUAUUCAAGCCGGAGACCCUCUUGUUGGUUUUAAAAGUGACAAAGAAUUACGGAUAUUACGUCAAAGGAAAAGAUUAGAAUAAAAGGUCUUUUAAUGAUUGGUGACCUUAGGUCACAGUCACAUGUCUGUGGGAAAGGAAAAACUUGGUUAAUAAAGUUCUAUUAGAGAUGUUAAAUAAGUGUCAAAAUAUUAGAUAUAAGAAACAAGUAAGAUCAACAUUAUGCAGUGACUAUAAGUUAUUGCCGCGAUUCGAAUCAAAUCUACAGAGUGUUAUGAUGAAGAAAGCAGAAAACUUCAUUCAAAAAGUUUCAAAUCUUGAUAUGAGUGAAAAACCUCUCUUGAUAGACCUACCAGAGUGCAUCUGUAGCUUGAUUGCAUCUUAUUUGAAUCUGAACGACUUUCGAAAUUAUCGUUUAACAUGUUCGUCUUUGUGCCAAUCAACAUACUCUAGCAUUGCAAUGACUAACAUGAAUUUAAAUUUUGACUUCCUAACUGAAAAAGAAUUGUCUCGCUUUACGGCCUUCAUGAAAAAAAUGGAUAAUGGGAAGACAUUUGAUACAGUAAAAAUAUUUGGUAGUUUUUACUUACCAACCUAUGAAGCCUCAGAUAAACUCUGCACUGCAUUAACUGCAGUAAAGGAUACUUUGGAAUUAGCAACGUAUUGUGACAAUCUAGACUUUAUUGGAAAAUUCUGUCCAUCAAUUCAGAGGCUACGAUUACAUAGAGUAUGGCAUAGAGAGCUGCAUAAAAUUACAAAUGAAACAUUUCGCAACUUUCCAGCCUUGAAUGAAAUAUAUCUUUCGGGUUGGAGAUUUCCUCUUGAAGUUCUUACUUGGAUUUUGGAUGGUACUCCUAUGUUGACAUCAUUUAUAUUGGAAGAUGUAACCUUUAAAGUUACUACUCCUAGUGUUCCUCGUUAUUGGCGCAAAAAAAAGCGUAUGCCUUUGCGGCAAAAAAGAAGAUCUUGUCCUAUUCCAGAUGAACUCAGUAUUAUGGAACAAGCACAUAUUAUCGAACGACCACGUAUUAUCGUACAACCACGUAUUAUCGAGCAACCACGUAUUAUCGAACAACCACCUAUUAUCGAACAACCACCUAUUAUCGAACAACCACCUAUUAUCGAACAACCACGUAUUGUCGAACCAGUUGUUCCACCAAUAAUACUAAAUCCUGAUGUGCAGAAAAGUAUGAGUAGUGUUACCAGUAUCCGUCAUUGGUCAUGGAAAAAUGUUAUGUUCGAAAAUUAUUUAGAGCUAUAUUUGCCUGAAUCUGUUUCAUCGUUGGUAUGCAAUUUAGAAAAUGAAUUUAUAAAAUGGAAGCCGGAAAACAUCAAGACAUUCAGCUAUAAGGCAUGGAAGCCGAGUAAAACUAACGUUGAUGCACACGUUCGUAAUAUUAUUAGCAAAGUGCCUUGUGGAAUUAAGACUACAUGGAUUCCGGAAACUUAUGUAAACUUAACACAUUUGACCUUGUAUGAUGUUCAUUUUGUAGAAUCGAAUUUUCCACUUUGUAAACACUUGGAAUACUUGAAAUUAUCCGGAACGAAAAACACGUACGCUUAUCUGGAAGCGUUGUCGCUAUACCCGGCCGAUGAGCUAAAGACGUUAAUAAUAAUGCAUCCAACAGAGUAUGUUGCCUAUCAAAAAUUUGUUCGCACUCUGAAUAACUUUGAUUCGUUGGAGUAUGUACAAGUGGAAGAAUCCUUUAUCAAUAUUCAAUAUGUUGUCGAUAAGCUGUUGGCUAUGAAUUCUUGUUCUAUAAAACAUUUAGUUAUUUUCAAAGAUGAAAGGAAAGAGAAGGUUUUCCAUUUCAAAAAUAACAAGGAUUCCGCCAUUAACAUAGAUAAAUAUGUGAUGUAGUGGAAGACUCCCCAUGGAAAAAAAACGCCUAACCUGCAACCAAGAUAGAAGUUUAAAUAUACAGAAAGAAAAGAAUGAAGUAAUCCCAGAGUUUCAGUUGAUACGAUGAAAUAGACAGUUAUAACGAGAUAUACACACAAUCAAUAAGUGUGUAUGUAAAACUUUUAUCUGUAAUUUUGAACUAGUUUUAUGUAAUUUUUUUUAUUUUGGCAAAAAUAAAUAUUGAGAAGUUACAA
Molecule: messenger RNA, 2879 nt
Organism: Hydractinia symbiolongicarpus
Lineage: Eukaryota; Metazoa; Cnidaria; Hydrozoa; Anthoathecata; Hydractiniidae
Exons: 3
Coding region: 952-2643 (563 amino acids)
Source: RefSeq, a predicted model, not a curated record